AUGACCCUUGAUCGUGCAUUGGACUUCUACAACAAUUAUGCUCGAUAUGUUGGAUUUGACACCCGUAAAAAGGGAUCGAAAAAGGAAAAAGAUGUCACUACUUGGAUUUACGUGGUGUGUAGCCGAGAAGGUACAAAGCAAAGAAACAGUGAACAAUCUGAGGUGAAACGAAAGCGUUCUUCUAUUAAGUGCUAUUGUAAUGCUAAAGUGUCUUGGAAGUAUAUUAUGGGUGUUGGUUAUGUUAUACAAAGUUUCGUUGAAGAACAUAAUCACGAGAUGGUUGAGGAACGCCAUAAGCGUUUUAUGAAUUUGAACCGUAAUUUGGAUUUAGUCCAUCAGAAAUUCAUCCUCGAUUGUGCUAAUGCAAAUAUUGGUCCAACUUUAAGUUUUAGCUUACUUAAAGAAGUGCUUGGUGGAUUAGAUUAUGUAGGGUGUACUGUUUUAGAAGUGCGCAACUAUAGACGUGACCUUAGAGCAUAUGUGGAAGGAGCUGAUGCACAAAUGUUAUUGAAUGAGUUGCGAAGGAAGAAGGAGUUGUGUAGUGCAUUUACAUAUGAGUAUGAGGUCAACUCAAAGGAUAGGAUGACACGAUUGUUUUGGUGUGAUCCUACUGCCAGAAGAAACUACCAUUUGUAUGGAGAUAUUGUUUCGUUUGAUACGACAUACUCAACAAACAGAUACUGUAUGAUAUUUGCUCCUUUUACGGGCAAGGAUAAUCAUGGUCGCCCUGUGACAUUUGCUGCUGGCCUUUUGUCCAAGGAAAAUGCCAACUCCUUUUCAUGGUUAUUUAACCAAUUUGUAAAGUGUAUGGGUGUGGCUCCCAAACUCAUUGUAACCGACCAAGACUUAGGAAUGAAAGUUGCUGUUGAGGAGGUCCUUGUCAAUACAAGACACCGGUGGUGUAUGUGGCACGUUAUGAAUAAAGUUGCUGACAAAUUGCCAAAGAACAUGCUUGGUAGUGAACAAUUAAAGAAGGAACUGAAUGCAUGUGUAUGGUCAGAGUUGAUAGAACCUGAUGCAUUUGAGGAAACUUGGCAUGCUAUAAUGGAAAGAUAUGGGCUGACCAAUAAUGUCUGGUUUUCAUCAAUGUUUGCAUCCAGAAAAUUUUGGGUUCCAGCCUUUUUCCGUGAUUUUCUGAUGAGUUCGUUGAUAAAGACAACUUCUAUAUCUGAAUCACAGAAUAACUUCUUCAAAAGGUACUCAAAGUCUCGGGCUAACCUUAUGCAAUUUUAUAUGAACUAUAAUCAUGCUCUGGAGACUCAAAGAAGUAAUAGUGCAAAGCUUGAAUACUAUGAUUCAACAAAAGUACCUAUUUUGCGAGCAGGAUUGGAAAUCGAGAAGCAUGCAUCGACGAUAUAUAGUGGUAGUGCAUAUACUGAAAUUCAAGAAGAGAUAGUAUAUGCAUGUUUCUCUUUGUCUUGUGCAACUCUAGGAGUGUCUACCAAUACAGAUAUUGAAGUAUAUGACAUAAAGGACAAGGAUUCAAACUCAUGGACAGUGACUUACUCCAUUGGUGAUGACACCUAUUUGUGUGGAUGCAAAAAAUUUGAAAGACUUGCACAAAGCAUUGAAGGGAACAUUGAUCAAAUCAAUGCAUUCGCUGCAAUUAUUGAAGAAGGUAGGAAGCAGCUUCUUGGCGAAGAUGUUGUUCUGUCUUCCACACAGAAGAGAGCAAUGAUUGAGAACUUCUAUGGCUCACAUGUCCCGAACAAUAUUGAAGUUCAUUCUCCUGAGGUUGUUAGUACAAAGGGAAGUGGAAGUAGGAAGAAAUCGAAGAGGGAGUCAGCAAUAAAGUUAGCAAUGAAACCAGGCCGAAAGUGUGGAAACUGUCAUGAGAUUGGACACCAUGAUUCUAGGAACUGCAAAAAGGUUAAUGAGAAGUCAAAUCAGAGGCAAUGA
Salvia splendens (bonfire salvia) is the source of this 1899-nucleotide messenger RNA. Its product is annotated as protein FAR1-RELATED SEQUENCE 5-like. Lineage: Eukaryota; Viridiplantae; Streptophyta; Magnoliopsida; Lamiales; Lamiaceae. Bases 1 to 1899 code for a protein of 632 amino acids. The record is from RefSeq and is a predicted model, not a curated record. The transcript has 3 exons.